CAAAUAUAUUGACCAUGUCGUAUCCUCAAUUUGGUUACUCCUAUCACCCAUCUCCACAGUUCCUAAUGUCUACUCAACCCACACCAGGAGCUUGCUGUGACUCAGUACAAUCAGUAUCAGCUACGGCCAAUCACCACAGUGCUACUGCCGCAGCCACCGCGCCUGUCUAUCCUCUCACUACCCCGUGUGACUCCCGACUAUUGCCUCCUUAUCCACGCUUGGCCGGCAGUUUUGCGAUGAGUGGACUCUUUGGUACAACCUAUCCGGAACCCGCGGGCUGUAUUACUGCUCUUGGACCUAACGCUCCGACGUUCUACACCUCUCUGACUACAGCGGAAGACCUAAAGGACAGACGUCCACCAUGGGGUACUCUCACCCGAGGAUCAGCUUGCUACACUUACGAUUCUGCAUUAGCCGCUUACACUCCAUACGGUGACAGAUAUGGAUCACCAAUGGAUAGUGUUGCCAGAAGAAAGAAUGCCACUAGAGAGACGACCAACACCCUAAAAGCCUGGCUGUACGAACACAAAAAGAAUCCAUACCCAACCAAGGGUGAGAAAAUCAUGCUGGCUAUCAUCACUAAGAUGACACUGACACAAGUGUCCACGUGGUUUGCUAAUGCCCGGAGACGGCUGAAAAAAGAAAACAAGAUGACCUGGGAACCUAAAAACAAGUCAAAUGAAUCGUCAGAUAUAGACGAAGAGAAUGAAGAUUCGGUGGAUGAAACUGCCUGUAAUGAUGUAAAAACUGAGAGGCUUAGUGAAAAAACGGACGAAAGUAGAAACUCAAACGACGUGAUUACACCACAACUUUCAGUGGACGAUAAAUCUGAAGAUAGUAAAACAAACGAAAGAGUUCAAGACGAAAAUUGUAAUUCCAUAUUCCGAGAAGACAUAAAUCACUCGUCACCUCAGCAUUUGUCAACAGAGCAUGCGCAAUUCCCACGGUCCUCAGUCAGUAGGAUGUACGAUCAAGUUAUGACUUCUCCAAAUUCAAUUCAUGCAAGUAGUUCUGGUUCCCACAAUCCAAGACAAAAGAUUUGGUCAUUAGCCCGCACCGCCACAUCAAACAGCCCCCCUUCUCUAAAACGUCCUUCUCAGAUUACUUCAAACGGCCUGUCGGCUCUGAAAUGUCCUUCUCAGUCGACUUCAGACACUGUUUCGGCUCUGGAACACCUCCCUCAGUUGAGUUCGGAAAAUCCCUCUUCUUUGAAACAUUUUUCUCAGACAAAGUUAUAUACUUCAUCUUCAUCAAAACAAUCCAAAGAUGUUGAGCCAUCUAAUUCCUUUGAUUCAGAGAUGAAGGAACGUUUCUACAGGUUUACCAUGACUGAAGGGUUUACCAAUAACAAUGGAUUAGUGUCUAGUUACCCUGACCACUGGAACCUCAGUCCUGCUUCGAGAACUUCCAGCCCUGCCAACACUGGUCUAAUUAUGAAUUGUGAAGCAGGAAUAGAAAGAGUUAUGCCUGCACACGUGGUAACGACAACAGCACGAGAGGUGACGCUCCCGUGCUUUUCAGUAAAACAUCCCAAUUAUUCUUUAGACUCAACAGUCAGAGAAAGUGUGGCGAAUAAUAGCAAAUUUCCUGAAAGCAGAGAUUCUUUACCUUCUGAAACUUCUUACGAAUAUAGACGGUCUCGGGAAAAUGAGUUGAGUACGAUUGGCUCUAGGUUAAAUUUGAAUGGUAUCCCAGAAGUGAUUUGUUCGACAACGGUCAACGUAAGAAAUAAAGAAUCUCACAUUUCUGGAUGGGAAAACUAUCAGAGAACUUUCAGUGAUAGCAAUGGAGAAUUACCGCCCGGCUCUGUCGUCCCUUAUUCUGCGUUUGGAAGCUUUAAGAAUUUCGGCACAGGAAAUCCAACAGCCUUUAGACCAGUGGGAAUAAGUGACGUCUUCACUAUCGUAGACUCUCGGAAUUAAUCUUGUGAAUAUCAAAG
Limulus polyphemus (Atlantic horseshoe crab) is the source of this 1939-nucleotide messenger RNA. RefSeq names its product iroquois-class homeodomain protein IRX-6-like. Gene Ontology annotation, cellular component: nucleus. The transcript has 7 exons. Gene Ontology annotation, biological process: cell development; regulation of transcription by RNA polymerase II; neuron differentiation. Lineage: Eukaryota; Metazoa; Arthropoda; Merostomata; Xiphosura; Limulidae. The coding region runs from base 15 to 1922 and encodes 635 amino acids. Gene Ontology annotation, molecular function: RNA polymerase II cis-regulatory region sequence-specific DNA binding; DNA-binding transcription factor activity, RNA polymerase II-specific. The record is from RefSeq and is a predicted model, not a curated record.